This is a messenger RNA of Rhopilema esculentum, 1228 nucleotides long. The record is from RefSeq and is a predicted model, not a curated record. Lineage: Eukaryota; Metazoa; Cnidaria; Scyphozoa; Rhizostomeae; Rhizostomatidae.
UGUAAAAACAAAAGGAAAUUGAGGAAAGUGACCAAAAAUUUGGAGACUUUAGAAAAUUGAAAAUAUCGUAUUACCUUUUGGCUUUCAAAGUCCAAGAUAAGGAAAGUUUUAAAGUAGGAUAUACUUGGCGAGAGGAAAAUUGACAACUUUUCUAGGCUCUGCAUACCUGACUGUUAUGAAGAAUAGGUUUAAAUGAGUUAAAUGUCAUUCUUUUGCUAGGUCUUAUCAAGGGAGAUGAAGGAUGGGUACAAUACAGCCAAAGUUCGAUGGUUAAAAGAUGCAGCUGUUACAGAUAACGAUCUAGAAAUGUUGUCAAAGUUGAAUUCUGAUGUUUACGCUGAAAUGAAGACAUUCGUACUAGAGUUCCUGAAACGGCAGAAUCAAAGUGUUUUGGCUAGCCAAAUCCAGUUUCCUGCAUUAGAAAAUGACAAAAUUGGAAGCAGAGAUGGGCCAUCUUGGGUAUGGUGGCUAAUUGACUGCUUUAUCGAAGCGACAGAACACAAGAUCGAAUUCAUUUCGUCAGAAUCUCUCGAGGAAAGACUGAACAUAAUUCGCAGUCAGCUCUCAAUGAGUUGCUGAGUUGAAUUUCUGUUGUUGGCUCCACCUGGGACAUUGCCUUUGCCACAGGGGCUGAUUAAUGGUUUUCAGCCUGGCACCCAAGCUGUUUCGGUAGCCGGGCUUGCUCGCUAUGUUCCAUGAGUUCAAAUAAACUGUAUUUUGGUACUUUUUGCAAACCUUUCAGCCCGGCAACCAUAUUUAUUAUGGUUCAGCCAACCGGGCAGUCUCGCGCCCUAGCCUGCAAAAGAUGAAAAUUCCUUCGUUUUUCGCAAGGCUGAAAAGUCUUCAUUUGACAGGGGGCACUGUUUGUCUAAAAAUAUGCGCGACAACUUGCGAGUCAUCUAGGAUACCGGGCUAAAAAGGUAGUUUUUCAUCACAUAAAGUACCAAAGUUGCAAGCUGUCCUGGCUACAAAGUCAGCUCUUGUGCUGGGCGUAAAUGUGAUAAAACAGUCAGCCCCUGAGUUACUUGCCAUUAGGGUAACAGUUUGCUUUAUGGUUUGUCGUUGAAAUUGAAAAUAUUGUUGUUCAAAGCGACCCAGCUUUGUUACACUCUAUUCUUCAUUAGUUGUAUAACUUGCUUCUGCAUAGACUUGUUGUAUCUUGUAGAAAAUAGGAUCGGUGUAGUUGAAUUAACAUUGUUGACAGCCAUGAAUACGGCCCUUCUCUAUA